Anas platyrhynchos (mallard) is the source of this 4073-nucleotide messenger RNA. It is a transcript of the gene GRM3, whose product is annotated as glutamate metabotropic receptor 3. The record is from RefSeq and is a predicted model, not a curated record. Gene Ontology annotation, cellular component: membrane. Gene Ontology annotation, molecular function: G protein-coupled receptor activity. Gene Ontology annotation, biological process: G protein-coupled receptor signaling pathway. NCBI's taxonomy places the organism in Eukaryota, Metazoa, Chordata, Aves, Anseriformes, Anatidae.
CUUUACCUCCUCCGUGUCGCCCCCCGGGACCCCACUGCUCUUCUGCCCGUGCCGUUAAACAGCCCCGCAGCAUGGGGACGGCGGCGGGUCCCCUUCCGAGGGCUCCCUGCCACAGCCCCGCUCCCGGCCGUGCCAGGAGCAAUAGGCAGCUCCCAAGUUAGACGUAGGAACGCAGUGAAUGAAUAAAUGGUAGGAAUAAGCCUCAGGCAGCCCCUCCGCAGAGCUACCGCACGCCCCGAGUACCGGGAGAGGCAGCCUGCGAACGCCAGCCGGCUCUCCCUCCUUGUCUUUGCAACUCUAGGUCGCCUCCUAAUUUAAAGCUUUGCGCCAAUCCCCUUUGCCCGGGAAGGAGAGGAGAUCUAGAAAGAUGCCAGGCUGCAAAAGGGGACCCCAAUUAGCAGCGCUGGUACCGGGCGCUGCCUGGCCAAGGAGAGGCAAAGUUGCUCGGAGGAACGGGAAGCGGGUGCUCCAGAGGAGAGGGGAAGGGAAGGGGACGAUUACUUGGUGAUCGCAGUGUCUCCCUCCCGUUGUCCCUCUCUCCUCCUCCUCCCUCCCAGCCUUACCCCCGACCGCUUAGGAGGCCUUGAUGAGUUUCCAUCGGGAUCCGAUCCAAAGUGGGGGGGAGAGACCGUGACUGUUCCCAGAGGAAGCAGCUCACGCAAGUUUGGGGGGUGAGACUCCCCGGUGGAUGUUUAACGAGCACAUCAGGAGGCCCGCGAUGCCCGAGAGCAGCUGGAGACCCUCGCCGGGACCUACCUUCACGGCACGUAAUUUGAAGUCAUAAGAGAGAACGAAGAUAAAGAAGCUAGGUGGAGAGGAGAAAGAGGUGCAGCAGAAAGUGUUGCUGGCUUGUUCUUCACUGGCUUGUGGGACAGUGCUUCAACUUUGGCGAUGGACCAGAAGGACUGAAGAGCACUUUGGCUCCUACCCAUGUUUCUCAGAGCUGCUAAAACAAGACCAACGAAGAUGUUCACCAGACUCCAAGUCCUUGCUCUAGCUUUGUUUUCCAAAGGAGUUUUCCUUUCCCUAAGUGACCACAGCUUUGUAAGAAAGGAAAUCAAGAUAGAAGGAGACCUGGUCUUAGGUGGCUUAUUCCCAAUCAAUGAAAAAGGCACCGGGAUAGAAGAAUGUGGGAGAAUCAAUGAAGACCGAGGCAUACAGCGCUUAGAGGCCAUGCUGUUUGCCAUUGACGAAAUCAACAGAGACAACUACUUGCUACCAGGAAUUAAGCUUGGAGUCCACAUCUUGGACACGUGUUCCAGGGAUACAUAUGCUUUAGAACAGUCUUUGGAGUUUGUCAGGGCAUCUUUGACUAAAGUGGACGAAACAGAAUAUAUGUGCCCAGAUGGCUCAUAUGCCAUUCAAGAGAAUUUACCUUUACUCAUUGCAGGAGUCAUAGGCGGUUCCUACAGCAGCGUCUCCAUACAGGUGGCAAAUUUGCUCAGACUCUUCCAGAUCCCCCAGAUAAGCUAUGCCUCCACCAGUGCCAAGCUGAGCGACAAAUCCCGCUAUGACUAUUUUGCGCGGACAGUGCCACCCGACUUCUACCAAGCGAAAGCUAUGGCUGAGAUCCUACGGUUCUUCAACUGGACCUACGUGUCAACGGUUGCCUCAGAAGGAGACUACGGGGAGACAGGGAUUGAAGCCUUUGAGCAGGAAGCUCGCCUCCGCAACAUCUGCAUUGCCACCUCUGAGAAGGUGGGACGGUCCAACAUUAGGAAGUCCUAUGAUGGUGUGAUCAGAGAGUUGCUCCAGAAGCCCAAUGCCAGAGUGGUGGUGCUCUUCAUGCGAGGUGAUGACUCUCGGGAGCUCAUUGCAGCUGCCAACCGCUUCAACGUUUCCUUUACUUGGAUCGCCAGUGAUGGAUGGGGAGCACAGGAGAGUAUUGUCAAAGGUAAUGAGCACAUAGCUUCUGGGGCAAUAACCCUGGAACUUGCUUCCCAUCCGGUUAAAGAGUUUGACAGGUAUUUCCAAAGCCUCAGUCCUUACAAUAACAGGCGUAACCCUUGGUUCAAGGACUUCUGGGAGCAAAAAUUCCAGUGUAAUCUCCAGAACCGAAAGCCACAUAAAAAGACUUGUGACAAGCACUUCACCAUUAACAGUUCCAAUUAUGAGCAAGAAUCCAAGAUCAUGUUUGUUGUGAAUGCUGUGUAUGCGAUGGCCCACGCCUUGCAUAAAAUGCAGCGGACUCUGUGUCCAAACACCACCAAGCUCUGUGAUGCCAUGAAACAUCUGGAUGGCAAGAAGCUGUACAAAGAUUACCUCCUGAAAGUAAACUUUACAGCUCCCUUCAACCCUCCCAACUCUGCAGACAGUAUGGUCAAAUUCGAUGCCUAUGGAGAUGGGAUAGGCCGGUACAAUGUGUUUAACUUCCAGUACACUGGAGACAGAUACUCCUAUGUGAAGGUUGGUCACUGGGCAGAAACCUUGUCACUUGAGGUGGACUCCAUCCACUGGUCGAGGAGCUCUGUCCCUGUCUCGCAGUGCAGCGACCCCUGUGCUCCCAACGAGAUGAAGAAUAUGCAACCAGGAGAUGUCUGCUGUUGGAUUUGCAUUCCCUGUGAAACAUAUGAGUACCUGGCUGAUGAAUUCACCUGUGCAGACUGUGGGCCAGGGAAAUGGCCCACAGCUGACCUGACUGGCUGUUAUGACCUACCAGAAGACUACAUCAAGUGGGAAGAUGCUUGGGCAAUAGGUCCUGUUACCAUUGCAUGCCUGGGCUUUAUUUGUACUUUUAUGGUCAUUGCAGUGUUUAUCAAGCACAAUAAUACUCCCCUUGUCAAAGCCUCUGGCCGUGAACUCUGCUACAUAUUGCUCUUUGGGGUCUUCCUGUCAUACAGCAUGACUUUCUUCUUCAUAGCUAAGCCUUCUCCAGCUAUCUGCACCCUGCGUCGCCUGGGGCUAGGAAGUUCCUUUGCUGUCUGCUACUCUGCCCUCCUGACAAAAACAAACUGCAUAGCCAGAAUAUUUGAUGGUGUUAAGAACGGUGCCCAAAGGCCUAAGUUCAUCAGCCCCAGCUCUCAGGUCUUCAUAUGCCUGAGUCUCAUUUUGGUACAGAUUGUGGUGGUGUCUGUGUGGCUCAUCUUGGAGGCCCCUGGCACCAGGAGGUACACUCUUCCUGAGAAAAGAGAGACUGUCAUAUUGAAAUGCAAUGUUAAAGAUUCCAGUAUGUUAAUCUCCUUAACAUAUGAUGUAAUCCUCGUAGUUUUAUGCACUGUGUAUGCCUUCAAAACAAGGAAAUGCCCAGAGAACUUCAACGAAGCCAAGUUUAUCGGUUUCACAAUGUAUACAACGUGCAUCAUUUGGCUGGCCUUUCUCCCCAUAUUUUAUGUGACAUCCAGUGACUACAGAGUGCAGACCACCACCAUGUGCAUCUCCGUGAGUCUGAGUGGCUUCGUUGUGCUGGGCUGCCUGUUCGCGCCCAAGGUGCACAUCAUCCUCUUCCAGCCCCAGAAGAAUGUGGUCACGCACAGACUCCACCUCAACAGAUUCAGUGUCAGUGGGACCGGGACCACUUACUCCCAGUCAUCUGCUAGUAUGUACGUACCGACCGUCUGCAAUGGAAGGGAAGUCCUGGACUCCACCACCUCAUCUCUGUGAUUGUGACUUGCGGUUCAGUUCUUGAGUUUUUAGACUGUUAGGCAAAAUUUUGCACAUGUUGUGCACUCCAGAAACACCAGAAGACAAAAGAAAACAAAACAAGACUAGUACCUUUUUUUAGAAACAGUGUAAUAAAUUAUUUUUGAGGAUUGUACAGUAUAUAGUGAUGUUCUGGAACUUUUUAGACUGAUUUUAGCCCUUCUGUUGUUAACGGUUGUAAGGGACGUGUAAAUAGCCAUGGUUCACAACGUGCAUAGUCCUGCAGUAAGGGAGUGAUUUGUUGCAAGCACAGUUGCAAUGUUAGGUGACUUCUUUCCUACGAAAUUUUUUUGUAGCUCCUUGUUGUAAUUAACUUAGACUGCAUUUCUAUGUUGUAUAUUACAGUUACCUUACGUGUAACAGGUUGGUUUUCUCAGCACAAAACAGCAGUAUUAAUGUAAAGGCACCAAUAAUAAAGAGAUAAAAGUUUUUCA